This is a messenger RNA of Botrytis byssoidea, 3405 nucleotides long. RefSeq lists its product as uncharacterized. The coding region runs from base 161 to 2572 and encodes 803 amino acids. NCBI's taxonomy places the organism in Eukaryota, Fungi, Ascomycota, Leotiomycetes, Helotiales, Sclerotiniaceae. Gene Ontology annotation, molecular function: zinc ion binding; DNA-binding transcription factor activity, RNA polymerase II-specific; DNA binding. Gene Ontology annotation, biological process: regulation of DNA-templated transcription; DNA-templated transcription. The record is from RefSeq and is a predicted model, not a curated record. The transcript is spliced from 9 exons. Gene Ontology annotation, cellular component: nucleus.
GACUUUGAUCCUCAAUGCUGUUGUUGUUACCUAUGUUUAAUGAAUCUUUUCUUCUUAUUUUGAUACCAAGCUGCAUGUAAUCUGUCUCCCACACCGUCUUUCUUUCUUUCUUCCUUUCUUUCUUUCCUUCUCUCUCCAUACCAAUAAGCAAAGCUUUGCCAUGUCGACUUCCCCGGAGCAGAAGGCAUCAGUCUCAUCUACAAACGAUGCGACUGCACCGCAAAAUAAUCCCACCACCACUACAUCAGGAGAGGUCAAAGAGAAGGGCGCAGAGAAAACAAUAUCAUGUGUAUCGUGCAGGCGUAGGAAAUUGAAAUGCGAUCGAGUAAAACCCAAAUGCGGGACAUGUGGCAGACUAAGACACGAGUGCGAAUAUCCCGAGAGGAGGAGAAAUAUAGGCACAAAGAGGAGAAAUAUGAAAGAAUUGGAAGCCAGAUUGGCACAAGUGGAAACCCAGCUCGUGGCAGAGGCGCAACAACUCGCUGCGAAUAAUGCGAAGAAUGCGAACAAUGCGACUGAGAUGAACGUAAAUACAAACGCGGAUUUGACUGGGAAUAUAGAUACAAAUGCAAAUGCCGAUCCGCACUGGACUGCUAUGAACAUGGAUAUGGAUAUGAAUUUUACAGAUGAGGGAAUACAAAAUAUAGGAUAUAAUAUCUUGAGUGGAAAUGUCGGCGCUGAACCUUCAGUACCAAUUGGAGACUACUUUUCUCAAGAUGUCAUAAGUUUAGGACUACAAGAACCUCUGCCUCCUGAUAAUCUGAUGGAUGAAUUGUUCCGAAUAUAUUUCGAGAGAUUUCAUCCAACUUUACCCAUGAUACACAAGGGCCGGUUCUACGCCGCUCUAAAUAUGCCCACAAACCAUAGACCGCCAGUUACUUUGCGAUAUGCUAUGAUGACGAUAGCAGCAUCACUUUCGGACAACUACCAGAGUUAUGCUGAAAUCUUCUACGAGAGAGCUAGAAGAUACGCUGAGAUUACGGAGAUGAAGGGACAAGGAGAGGGUUUAAUGUGUAUACCUGCUGUUCAAGCUUGGUCACUCAUUAGUAAUUAUGAGGCCACAAAUGCCUAUUUUGGUCGAGCAUGGAUGAGUACGGGAAGAUGUUCACGAUUAUGCCAUAUGCUUUCACUGCAAAGGCUUGAUGCAGAGGGACCUUUUGGAGGAAAAAAGUUACUACCUCCAUCGAAGGAUUGGAUCGAACAGGAGGAGCGACGAAGAACAUUCUGGGCAGCCUACUAUGGUGACAGAUGGUCUAGCUGUGCUACGGGAUGGCCAAUGAUGUUUGAUGAGGACAAGAUUGAUACCAAUCUACCAUGUAACAAUGAUGCAUGGGACUUGGGUGUAAAGGAAAGCACAUGCUCGUUGGCUGCGGCAUUAACUCCUGAAGGUGCUUCCACGAUAUCAUCUUUUGCCGGAGUUAUCCUGUCAGCGUGUCUGUUCGGGCGCAAUGCACAGCACACGCUUAAGAGUGGUCGAGAGGAUGGUGCCAACGAUCUCGCCAAUGGUGCAUUCUGGAAGAACCACAGGAAAAUGGACAAUACAUUGUCUAGUACAUUCAUGUUUUUACCUGAUCACCUCAGAUUGCCUGCUGGACUGAGGGAUCCAAACAUUGUCUUUUUCCAUAUGAACAUACAUUGUGCAACAAUCUGUUUACAUCAAGGGGCAGUCUUGACUGCUGAGCGGGAAAAUAUCAGUCAAUCAUUUAUAAGCCAAAGCGAAGCGAGAAGCUUGAUGGCAGCCGAGGAAAUAACGAAUUUGAUGCGCAUGAUUAGUCAUUUAGAUGCAUGCAAGAUGAGUUCAUGGAUAGGCUUUUGUCUUUAUGUUGCUUCUGGUGUUAUCCUCCAAGAUACAAGGAGAGAUAGACCCAACCCACAAAGUUCGAGUAAUUUAGAGUUUAUGAUAUCAGCUAUGAAGGCUGUUGGGAAAAAGCACCUCAUCGCGAGACACUUUAAUGCUCAACUUGAACUCGAGAUGAAGACACAGAGAGUCGAUCGCAACGAUAUAGCAAACAGUCUUUAUGAUUUGCAUAACUCUCCAGAAGUAGACGACCCGGAUGUUUGCGUCUUCCCUCAUACCUACCGAAGAAGAGGUCCAAAGGAUCAAUCUUCUCGUAGCUCAAUUGAUACAGGUCAAACAAGAAGCAUGUCCGCCAAUACACCCCCUGAAGCCACACAACAAACACCGUACGAGGCCAUCUCUAAAAUAGCACCUGCUUGGCCCUCUACGACAAACUUCCCUCCACAACUGAAUCAGCAAGGAGAUUCAGGAAGUGAAACAAUUGAUACUGACUUCAGUUGGCCUCCAACUGGAAAUACACCUUCUUCAGAAUCUACGACUUCUAAUACAACAUAUCCGUAUCGCAAUUCAAAAUCUACAGACUCGAAUUCGAAUUGGACUUUUGAUCCAGAGGCAACGCGAUAUAUGGUAGAUCCACUGUCUUUGAAUGGCUCGAAUAGAGAUAUGGGGAAUGAAUUGCAGGAUAAUGUGUUAUUGAAUGAUUUGCUUAAUGGUGCACCUUGGGAUAAUAAUUAUCAACAAGUUGGUCUGGAUUCACGGCAUCCUAGUGGAUAGGGGGAGGGUGCCUUUUUUUUGGUGGAAUGGGAAAGAAACUUGUACAAUAUUAUAUACACAUAUAUGGAUACCUAACAAUCUCGGAAUAUUAGACAAGAUUUCUACUCCUUCAACCUGGUCUCCUAGAUUUUUUCACGGAAUUAGUCGAACUUGGUUGUCUUGCUCGCUUUUGAUAUUUUUGUGUGUAUGGUGUUUGCUCAUAAUGGUAAUUCAAUUUUUGGCGUGAUACCUAAGUAUCGAUUCUCAUCUAACCACCCCUUCUCAAGACAGACAGACCGAUCUCUACGGCUGGGAAAUCGGCCAACGAUUCUAUCUCACCCUUGGAAGCCAUCAUAUCGAGGCACUCAACUCGAGGAUCCUGUUCUUAUUCCAAAACCCAAAGCAUUGGAAGCGGUAGCGCCCGUAUAAAUUGACGAGAAUCUGCAUUGUGGAUCUCCUCGCUUGGACGAAUUCUACGAUUGAUAUUGUUGAGGAGAUCGAUUCAUUAGGUGUGAAUCAAGGGGUUUGGAUUGAGUAGGUGGUUGGAUGUUGGAAGUUGGAUAUUGGAAGUUGGAUGUUGGAUGUUGGAGGUUGGAAGUUGGAUGUUGGAAGUUGGAGGUUGGAAGUUAUAUGUUGGGUAGAUAUGUUGAGUAGAUAUGUAUGUUUUAUGGGGUGGUUAUGAUUGUGGGGAGUGAAGUUGUGUAGUGUGGAUUGUGGGUUGUGGAUUGUGGAUUGUGGAUUGUGGAUUGUGGAUUGUGGAUUGUGGAUUGUGGAUUGUGGAUUGUGGAUUGUGGAUUGUGGAUUAUGGAUUGUGGAUUGUGGAUUGUGGAUUGUGGAUUGUGGAUUGUGGAUUG